UGACCUUCUAGACUUUACAUAUUUACAUCAUUCUUAAAUCUUUUCUAAUUGAGCUGUAGUUGGCACCAUUCACAAUGGUUUUCUUCUGUUAUGUUGUCAUGGAAACAGAUACAUCUCGAAUACUUCCAGAGUUUGGAGAAGUUGAAAUAUCUUCUCUACCAGAUGGUACUGCUCUUGAAGACAUAAAAUCAUUGCAAAGUCUUUAUCGAGAGCACUGUGAGGCAAUAGUGGAUGUUGUUGUGAAUCUUCAGUUUAGCCUGAUAGAAAAAUUGUGGCAAACUUUCUGGCGCUAUUCCCCUUCUGCUCCAGCUGAUGGCACUGGUAUUAUUGAAGCAAGCAAUCUGACUGAAAUAGAAAGUCGACUUCCAAAAGGAAAACUGAUUACUCUGUGCAAAAAUGAGUCUAUUCUGAAAUGGAUUUGUAAUUGUGACCAUGUGAUGUACCAGGCUUUGGUGGAGAUUCUCAUUCCUGAUGUCCUUAGACCUAUUCCUAGUAAGUUAAACACAGAUAACACCUCAUAAGAAUUUUGGUUUGGUUUGUUUUAUGUGGUGGUGUUUUUGUGCAUCACAUGAAACUUUUGGGAAUGAUUUCGAAGGAUAUAAAUGUAGCAUGUGUCA
Cygnus olor (mute swan) is the source of this 617-nucleotide messenger RNA. Its product is annotated as transcription factor RFX3-like. Gene Ontology annotation, biological process: regulation of transcription by RNA polymerase II. The record is from RefSeq and is a predicted model, not a curated record. The transcript has 3 exons. Lineage: Eukaryota; Metazoa; Chordata; Aves; Anseriformes; Anatidae. Bases 75 to 521 code for a protein of 148 amino acids. Gene Ontology annotation, molecular function: RNA polymerase II cis-regulatory region sequence-specific DNA binding; DNA-binding transcription factor activity, RNA polymerase II-specific.